GGAGGGGGCGCGGCGGCUCUGGAGUCCGACGCUCCCUCAGGCCUCCGACGCGAUGCUGGCUGCUGCGGGUCAGGCGCUGAGGCUGGCGGGCAUGUGACGAGCGGUUCCUCGCCUCACCUCUCGUCCUCGGGCCUGCGGGUCACUGGGCGACCCCUCAGCCGGACUGCGGCCGAGAAGGCAGCGCGUCCUUUGCACGACUCUGUCAAAUUUUAAGAACAAAUGCACCUUAUAGCUCAUGGAAGAAAAAACACAAAUCAAGACAUUUUUGGGCUCCAAGUUGCCAAAAUAUGGAACAAAAUCUGUGCGAAGUACACUGCAGCCGAUGCCAAAUGGGACUCCUGUUAAUCUAUUAGGAACUUCCAAGAGUAGUAACUUUAAAAGUUACAUAAAAAAUAAUGGCUCUGAUUGUCCACCAUCCCAUUCAUUGAAUUGGAGAAAAGUAAAUAAAUACCAAUUUAUCGCACAAAAUGCUGAAGAGCCUAACAGUACUCAAAAUCCACACGAUAAAUUAAUUGAUCCUGGAAAACAUGCUUCUACUCAAGUAAUGUUUGAUAAAAAUGGGAUAAAAGGAGGUUUGAAAAGUGUUUCUGUAUUCACAUCAAAGUUAGCAAAGCCAUCCACUAUGUUUGUGUCAUCUACAGAGGAGUUAAACCAAAAGUCUUUUUCUGGACCAUCUAAUUUUGGUAAAUUCACUAAAGGCACAUUAUUAGGAAGGACUUCAUAUUCUUCAGUCAGUGCUCCAAAAUCGCAGUUGAAUGGAUUUUAUGGAAAUCGAUCUGUUGGUAGCAUACAAAGGCCUAGAGCAAACUCCUGUGCCACCAGAAGCAGUUCUGGAGAAAGCUUAGCACAAUCUCCAGACAAUAUUAAAUCUAUUACUUGUGAAAAAAUGGUAAGGUCACAAAGUUUUUCACAUUCCAUUCAGAAUUCAUUCCUUCCGCCUUCAUCUAUAACCAGAUCACAUUCCUUCAACAGAGCCGUAGAUCUUACAAAGCCUUAUCAGAACCAACAGCUACCCAUUAGAGUGCCUCUACGGUCAGGUAUGCUAACAAGAAAUUCUCAGCAGUUAGAAGUACUCAAUGGGAAUGAACAUUUGGGGUGUGGAUUUAGUAGGCCUUUUGCUGCUGGUGGAAAGAAGCUGGCUUUACCAAAUGGCCCAGGUGUAACUUCCACUUUGGGUUAUAGGAUGGUUCAUUCCUCUUUGCUGAAAUCUAGCCGACCUCCAUUUUCUGGGACAAUCACAGUUGAUAGUAAUAAAAAUUCACCUGCUGACACACGUAUAGAGGAAGAUGCUACAGUUUUGGCUAAACACAGAGUUACAAAUAAGGACCAAGAACUAAUUGAAAAUGAAAGCUAUAGAGCAGAAAACGACCAGACCAUGAAGCAUGAUGCUAAAAUUAGAUAUCUGAGUGAUGAUGUAGAUGACAUUUCCUUGUCUUCUUUGUCAUCUUCUGAUAAGAAUGAUUUAAGUGAAGACUUUAGUGAUGAUUUUAUAGAUAUAGAAGACUCUAACAGAACGAGAAUAACUCCAGAGGAGAUUUCUCUCAAAGAAGAAAAGCAUGAAAAUGUACCACCAAAGGAUGUAUUUGAUGCCCCCAAGGAAAAUGAAAAAUCCUUCAGUAAAACUGAUGAAUGGAUAGAUAUAAGUGUCUCUGACAGGAGUGAAUGUACAAAACAUACUUCUGGGAAUAACUUGAUUUCACCAGAUACAGAUUACAGAGCUGGUUCUUCAUUUGAACUUUCUCCAUCUGAUAGCUCUGAUGGAACAUACAUGUGGGAUGAAGAGGGCUUGGAACCCAUUGGAAAUGUCCAUCCGGUUGGGAGCUAUGAGUCCUCCGAAAUGAACAGCAUAGAUAUUCUGAAUAAUCUUGAAUCAUGUGACCUCGAGGAUGAUGACCUUAUGCUUGAUGUGGAUCUGCCUGAGGAUGCACCUCUUGAAAAUGUGGAAUGUGACAAUAUGAACCGCUUUGACCGACCAGACAGAAAUGUUCGGCAGUCUCAGGAAGGAUUUUGGAAAAGGCCGCCCCAGAGGUGGAGUGGACAGGAACACUACCACCUCAGCCAUCCUGACCAGUAUCAUCACCAUGGGAAAAGUGACUUGAGUAGAGGCUCUCCCUAUAGAGAAUCUCCUUUGGGUCAUUUUGAAAGCUAUGGAGGGACUCCCUUUUUCCAGGCUCAGAAGAUGUUUGUAGAUGUACCAGAAAAUACAGUGAUACUGGAUGAGAUGACCCUCCGGCACAUGGUCCAGGAUUGCACUUCUGUAAAAACUCAGUUGCUCAAACUGAAACGUCUGCUGCAUCAGCAUGAUGGAAGUGGUUCAUUGCAUGAUGUUCAGCUAUCAUUGCCAUCUAGUCCAGAACCAGAAGAUCGUGAUCAGAUAUAUAAGAAUGAAGAUUUAUUAAAUGAAAUAAAACAGCUUAAAGAGGAAAUAAAGAAAAAAGAUGAAAAAAUCCAACUGUUAGAACAUCAGCUUGCAUCUCAGUAUAACUGCCACCAAAAAUCUAAAGAGGAAAAAUGCACAUAUGCUGAUAAAUACACCCAAACACCAUGGAGAAGAAUUCCUCCUCAAGUACUACAGCCUUCCAGCAGCCUUCCCAGACCCACAGACCACGCCCAGGGAAAACUAAUAAAGCCACAACAUAUCGAGGCCCACAGUGAAUGUGCAGUCCAAGGCAUGUGUCAGGAUGUUGCACAUCUGGAUAGAAGCUUUACACAAGGCUUGCAACAAGAAAGCAACUGUGGUUUGGAAGACCGGCCUUACUCAUCAAACCCACAGUCCACGAUGGAUUGGUCUAAGAGAACACCUUUGGAAGCAAACUUGAAUAUGACCGUGAAUGCUCAAGAGCCUUAUCAUUUGGCAAGUAAUCAAAUUAGUGACAUGCAGUUUGUACCCACUUCUCUUCAGACACCUCCCCAGUCAAGUGCAGUAGUCCAGGCUAAGAGAGUUGGAAGAAAUCAGUCUCCUCCAGUGGGCUACACGUCUCAGCCCAAGUCCUUGCAGCUUUUAAAACCGUCCAGCUUGAAUUCUUUGGCACCUCCUCCAGGUUCUGAAUCAUCUCCAAGUAGAACUCCCACUUGUAAGAAGUCACCAGUAAUCACACCAUGUAAUUCAGCAAAACUUCAGCCAACAUCUAGUCAAACAAAUCUUGCAAAUAAUCCAAAUCUGAAAGCGUCUAAGCUCCGUCCCCCUUCAGGCUCUUUCAAACAAAAACAAAUAAGCAACCCCCAACUGGAGCCUCAAAACUUCCAGGCCAAGACAAGCAUCCCAAGACCACUAACUCAACGAAAAGAAAUCAUGCACAAUUCGAAUGGCAGUUUGCAUUCUGGGGAUUGUUUGGCCUCCAGUCGAUAUUCUCGAUAUUCUCAUCUUCCUAAACCAAAGAUUCAUUAAAUACAUAGCCAUCACCUGCCAAUUUGUUUUGUUAAAAAACAAUCUGUCCUUUAAUAGCUUUAUGUGCAGUUUGCUACCAUGGUGGAGGUUUCAUUGAAAGUCUGCAAAUCUUAAAAUUAAAGUGUGGAAGCUUCUACUACUUUGGCCCUUCCAUUUUAUAUCCUGGUUGAAGUACAUACCAUUUGAGUAUACUUGUCUCAGGUAAACACAGAGUUUGCUUACCUAUCUCAGGGGCCUGCCAAAGGCUCUAAUCAUGCUAUCCAUCCCUCUGCACAUCAGAUAAUAUUCCACUUAGCAGGCAAGAAGUGUGCUUUGCUGAUUUAGUCCUGUUAAGGUCUGUAUUAAUUGUGCUUAUCAGAACCUCACUCUUUUUCACUUGUCCCUCCUGUGAAUAUGGCUACUAUUUUCACUAAAGUUGUGGUGAUAAUGGAAGAUGGUAGUCUGUAAGCAGAGUUCUGGCCAGUGUUUUGUGUAUUUAAAAGGUCUAUGCAAAAGCUUUCUGAUGAAUAAAGAUCAGGCUUUUAAUGGGAA
Molecule: messenger RNA, 3919 nt
Organism: Galeopterus variegatus (Sunda flying lemur)
Lineage: Eukaryota; Metazoa; Chordata; Mammalia; Dermoptera; Cynocephalidae
Gene: CCSER2
Product: coiled-coil serine-rich protein 2
Exons: 10
Coding region: 236-3388 (1050 amino acids)
Biological process (GO): microtubule bundle formation
Cellular component (GO): microtubule cytoskeleton
Molecular function (GO): microtubule binding
Source: RefSeq, a predicted model, not a curated record